Molecule: messenger RNA, 2321 nt
Organism: Candoia aspera
Lineage: Eukaryota; Metazoa; Chordata; Lepidosauria; Squamata; Candoiidae
Gene: TUBD1
Product: tubulin delta 1
Exons: 9
Coding region: 230-1588 (452 amino acids)
Biological process (GO): mitotic cell cycle; microtubule cytoskeleton organization
Cellular component (GO): cytoplasm; microtubule
Molecular function (GO): structural constituent of cytoskeleton; GTP binding
Source: RefSeq, a predicted model, not a curated record
GCUCGCGGCUGAUGCCAGCCGACUUGCCCUUUCUUGGAUAAUUCUUUCGCGACGGCUUUUCCCGCCUCGGCCGACGGCCUGUUGGGCGCAUGCGCAGAAGAAGUCGACAGGGCCGUGACUGUUGCUGGGGGAUACGCAAAGGAGGAAGCGUCGAUGGACGUGCGGGAAAGUGUGCGCAUGCGCCUUGGGAGGAAGAAGAAACGGCGGGAUUCAGGGGACGCAUGUGAGAAUGUCCAUCGUAACCAUACAACUUGGUCAGUGUGGCAACCAGAUUGGGCGUGAGGUGUUUGAUACCAUCUGCACAGACCUCCACAGCAACCAGGGAUUGUGCUCCAAGAAGGAGAAUGAUUCUUACCAGACAGCUUGCAAAGAACGUUUCUUUGAGGAGAAACCAGGAGGUAUGGUUGCUCGGGCUGUCCUGGUCGACAUGGAACCUAAAGCGAUCAACCAGACUUUAUCCUUGGCCUCAAGGACGGGGCGUUGGACAUACGGCCCCCGGUCUGCCUUCUGUCAAAAACAAGGCUCAGGAAACAAUUGGGCAAACGGCUACUGCAUUCACGGUCCCAGGCACGAAGAGGCCAUCCUGAACCUGAUCCAGAAGGAAGCGGAAAAGUGUGACCGCCUCGGCGGCUUCUUGAUGAUCAUGAGCAUGGCCGGUGGGACGGGGUCGGGCCUGGGGGCGUUUGUGACGGCAGCCCUAAGAGAGGUGUAUCCAAACUCCUUCCUGCUCAACCACGUCAUCUGGCCCUAUGGAACCGGGGAGGUUAUUGUCCAAAAUUACAACUCUGUCCUGACACUCUCACACUUAUACCAGUCCUCGGAUGCCCUACUGGUUCAUGAGAACGAUGCCAUCCAUAAGAUCUGCCUGCAGCUGAUGAACAUCAAACAGAUUUCUUUCCAGGAUAUCAACCGAGUGAUUGCACAUCAGUUGGGAAGUGUCUUCCAGCCUGCUUACUCCUCCGAAGGGGCGGCUCACUACAGCAGGUCCCCUUUAGGGGACCUGAUGGAAGCCUUAGUUCCCCACCCAGAGUUCAAGGUAUUGGGCCUCCGGAAUAUCCCUCAAAUGUCUGAGAGUUCCCUUGCCUACACCACCUUUGCUUGGCCUGGGCUCCUGAAGCACCUCAGGCAGAUGCUCAUCGCAAAUGCAAAAAUGGAGGAAGGUAUUGACUGGCAGGUGCGGCCCCCAGCCACCAGAGUUCCCGCAGCUCAGAAACCAUCUUUAAAUCGGACAGUUAAUUUUAAUACUUCAGUCGCCAACCUGGUCACUCUGCGAGGGAAAGAGGCGCCGUGUGCAGAUCUGGGUGGUUUCCAGGAUCCGGCCUUGUACACUUCCUGGCUAAAUUCUCCGCAGGCUUUGAGCAUCUGGAAGACCCCGAGAGCCUUUAAUAAGUAUGAGAAGUCUGCAUCUUUGGUCAGCAAUAGCCAGUUUUUGCUCACCCCUCUCAACAGUCUAGUGGGCAAGGCUUGGAAAAUGUUUGCUUCCAAGGCUUACGUUCACCAGUAUUCAAAGUUUGGGAUUGAAGAAGAUGACUUUCUGGGCUGUUUCACAACUUUGGAGCAAGUGAUUGCCAGCUAUAGCAGCCUCUGAUUUUCAAAUCUAUCUUUGAAUGGUUUGGGAUGGCAUUUCAGCUUUUUAGUUCCAAAAAAUGGGUAACAAGAGUACCCAAGUGCUAUAUGCAUUUCCAAGAUGAUGAAGAAUGGAAUAAGGAAUGUCUAUUGUGCACCCAUCCCAACGGAGCACAUGGAUUCUGCAAUGCCUUACAAAUGCAGGAGCUCCCACACCUAUGGAGGUCCCCUCCAAGAACCGAGGAGCUGCACAUUUUCGGUGGAGGAAGUACAUUCAGUGGCAGGUCCUUGAAAUGGGGUGGUGUGCUCAGCUUUGGAUCACACCAGGCACUGUCAGUGAUUGGAGAUAACCCUUUUUUCAUUUGCCACCAUGUGUAUUUUCUACAUUCCUAGUUUUAUGUGUUUUGAAUGGAAUAUAUAAAUUAAUUUAUGACAUCUGCCUGGGUGAAUACUCAUUUUUCUUCCUAUAGCAACAGCAUGGGGUAACUUGAUUUGAGAAAAGGUGGCUUAGUAAAGUUGCCCUGUUUGGGGACCGGUUUGUAUAACCCCAUACAAAGCCAGCUCCCCUUUCUGCUGUUUUGAGAUUGCCAAGAAAUGAGGAGCUUUUGGUUUUUCUGCAAAUCCAGAGAGAUGCUUGACAAAUGGAAUUCCUUGUGGCUGCUGUGAAAAAAAAAAAGUCUAUAUACAAUUGUGAUGCUCGUUUGUAUCCCACAAGUCGCUUGUUCACGAAGAACUCCAGUACUAUUAUUUGGGGG